Psylliodes chrysocephalus is the source of this 3066-nucleotide messenger RNA. NCBI's taxonomy places the organism in Eukaryota, Metazoa, Arthropoda, Insecta, Coleoptera, Chrysomelidae. The record is from the annotation of a GenBank genome assembly.
AUGAAAAAGUUUAUUACCACAAAAAUUAACAAACAGCAAUGGAGAAUCACAGUUCCGAAUUUAAACACGAAUCUAUUUCGAAAAUCGUUAUCUAGAGAAGACGACAAGGCUUCUAAAUUAUCAUCAGGUUUUUACGAUUUCACUGAAGCUCAAAAUGAGUUCGAUCAAACAAGAAGUUUACCCAACAGUGUUUAUAUAGAAUCAUCAUCUACGUCUUCGGGUGAAUUUGAAGAUGCCAGAGCUAUGUCUGACACUGAUGUGGAAAACUUUCAAGAUUUAGAACCUGUAUGUACCAAAAUAGUAACUAAAGACGAAGAUAACUGUGAAUAUGAUGUGCCUAGAAUAAGCUUCAAGUUUUUUGGAGACGAGAAACUUAAAGAGAAUGAUAAUAUUUAUGAAAAUGAUGUUAAAAUCGUUUUGACAACACCUGAAGACAACAGAGUUAUUGUACCAGAUUGUUCAUCAUUAAAAGACGAAGAGUUAUCUUUAGAAGAGUACGAUGUGCUACCUCCUAGUCAUCCUAGUGAAAAAUUCAUGUCACAUACAGAAGUCUAUGUUAAAAGCUUAGAAAGCAUUCCUUUAGCUGUAAAAUCAGCUGGUAGUGAUCCAAAUGUAUCUCAAAGAUGCCAUAGUGAUAACGAAGAUUAUUACCAAGUACCCAGACCUCUAAAAGUGACCAGUCGGUUAUCUCAAUCUUUACAAGAAUUUGAUAUCGAUAAAAACGAAAAUACUCCAGUUUUGGUGAUAUCUAACCAUUCUAGCAUAGAGCAUAUAUCAGCUAGCCAAAUAAUAAUCAAAAGAGAUGAUACAACACCUAGUAAAGUAUCAAUAACAAGCUCAAAAAGCACUUCAAAAUUACCGAAAUUAAAAAAACCGAAAAUAUUAAAAAAAGAGAACUGGGAUUCUUUCAAAACCAAAUUUAAUAACAUCAUGCAAGAACAGGCAUCGAAACAAAGAGUAGGGGCUUUCAAUGAAAAAGAAAAAAUCACUAUUAACUUAGAAGAAAUGUAUAAAAAUUCUAAAACGAAAUGCAAAAAGGUAUUCGAAAAUACUAGUAAAAUGUUUAAGAAAAAAAUAGAUAACACUGAUGUCAAUUCUGAAACCGCAAGAAAAGUUAAAGCUAGUGAUAUCGAGUACAAGCUCAAUUAUAGUGUUAAUAGUGAUAAUAGUAAUAGUGUUAAUGAAAACAUUAAAAGUGUAAAUAACAGCAGUAACGAAACAUUUAGUGAAAUCGAUUUAAACGAUACAGGAGCUUCGGAAGAAAGUAAAAUUUCUUCUAAUAAUAACCAUACUAUGAACGAUAGCAGUUUUUCUAAUGAUAGUAAACUUUCUGGUGAUGAUAGUAGAAGAGAUGAUUUUGAUUUUGGUGCAAUAAAAAACGCGUUUAAGAAGAGAUUGCAUUCACACGAGGGACAAAAUGGAUUUGAAGAUUUACGUAGAUACGUCAAACAAGGAGGCGAUUUUUGUAAGGAAUUAUCACAAAUACUUCAAGAAAGGGCCGAAGCUGAAACGCAGUACGCCAAAAGCCUUUCGAAGCUCAGCACCAAGCUGUCUCGUGCAUGUCGAGAGAACGUUGGUGGCUUGAAUGAAGCCUGGAAAGCGGUAGCCUUAGAAUUGGAAACGAAAGCGGAAGCUCACAGGCUAUUGGGCGUUGCGCUGCUAGAAGAAACUGCCAAACCUUUGAGGGUGCUCACAGAAAACCAACACAGAUUAAGGAAGCAAUCGGAGAAUCAAGUAGACAAAGCUGCGAAGCUAUUAACAGAAUGGCGGGCUAACGAAGCUAAAGGGAAAAAACACAGUCACUCCUGUUCUAGGGAGAACGAAAAGCUGCAGGAUGCUGCAGUUUUGGAUACUACUAAAUACGGGAAACAAACGAUUUCGAAAAGUUCUAGUCUAAUACAGUUGGCGCAGAUGAAGCAAACUACCAAUGACAAUACAAAAUUGGAAGGAAAAAAACGCAAAGCUGAGGAUGCUGUGAAAAAAGCCGACGUGGAGUACUACACACUUUGCGUGAGAGCAGAGAGAGCAAGACUUGAAUGGGAAACUGCGGUCCUACGUGGUGCCAGUACGUUCCAAGCAUUAGAAGAAGAGAGACUAAACAACCUUAAAGGUGUUCUCACUUCAUAUUUACACCAUAACAAUUAUAUAGGUCCCCGAUUGAUAGAGGCAUCUGAAAGAUUGAAAGGACCAGUAAACCAAGCAGAACCCACCAAAGAUUUAACGACUUUUCAAAAUUUGAGGCAAACUUCUCAACAAGUUUCCGAACAGUUGUUGCCAGAUUUCUACUGCGAGCACACCACGUUGGCCAUGAAUCGAGAGAGGAGAAAACAAGCUUUAUUAAAACUAUUACAGUUAAUCAGGCAGGACAUGGAACGAGAAAAAAAGUCAAAAGUUGGAUUAGAAAAUUUAUCCAAAGCCAUAAAACAAACGCCGAGUUUUGGAUCAGAAGAUUCCCAACAAUCCGUUAUAGAAAAAUUAUAUCACAUGAAAUCUAUGUUGACGUAUCUGGAAGGAGCAAAAUACAAGGUACAAAACGCGCUGUCAGAGUUAGAUGGCAGAUCAAGGAGUAAUCAUCCUCUGUCUACUCAUAUUACCAUCACUAGAGAUAAAUCGGGGCUUCAGCAAAGUAUUUUGAAGGUACCACAAUGGUUAAAAGACGAAUGGGGCGAUGCGGAUCGAAGUCCUGUCAGUCAAAAAUCGACUAAAUCCAGUCAAUCCGAUAAUUCCGAUCCACACAACAACGACGUAGAUGAUCCUGAUUGGUUGGACAGGGGCGCAGCAGACGGAAACUCUAAUCAGCCGGACUCUGAUUUUGACGAAUUUUCCUCGAACUGCAGCAGCGCAGGUGACAAUCUCUGUUCGACAGACGAGACACCGCUCCACCCAAUAGCGACGUGUCGCGCCAUCUACACAUACACACCGAACAUGCACGAUGAACUGCACAUAAAAAUCGGCGAUAUAAUCUCGGUUUACCGUCAACAAGAUGAUGGUUGGUGGUUAGGGGAAUGCAAGGGCAACGUUGGAAUAUUUCCCGCCACGUACGUAGAGCUGGUUCAAAGCAAGUAG